Nanorana parkeri is the source of this 1045-nucleotide messenger RNA. RefSeq names its product RGP1 homolog, RAB6A GEF complex partner 1 (gene RGP1). Gene Ontology annotation, biological process: retrograde transport, endosome to Golgi. The transcript is spliced from 9 exons. The record is from RefSeq and is a predicted model, not a curated record. Gene Ontology annotation, cellular component: Ric1-Rgp1 guanyl-nucleotide exchange factor complex; Golgi membrane. NCBI's taxonomy places the organism in Eukaryota, Metazoa, Chordata, Amphibia, Anura, Dicroglossidae. Bases 47 to 1045 code for a protein of 332 amino acids.
GGUUGUGCUGAGGCCUCUGCGAGCAGAGAGGUGCCGUCUGCUCGCCAUGAUCGAAGUGGUGGCCAAGCUGGUCCGUGGUCCGGUCUUCCUGGCUGGUGAAGCUUUGGAGUGCAUAGUGACUUUCACCAACCCGUUGUCGGCCCUCUCUACCUCCGCCAGCAGUGAGACGCUCGCCUGGGCCAGCGCUCAGAUCCAUUGCCAGUUUCAUGCCAGUGACAGCAGAGUCCAGCUACCAGCCAGCGAGGAGCCCAGACAGGAUGUCCAGGCUGAGAAUGAAACUGUCUUCAUCCCCAACAGAGGUGAGCGGGGCCAGUGUAUCCUCUCCACACCACCCAAAAUCCUGUUCUGUGACCUGCGCCUGGACCCCGGAGAGACCAAAUCCUACUCCUAUAGUGAGACUCUUCCUCUGUCAGCUCCGCCCUCCUUCCGGGGUCAGUCCGUCAAAUACGUCUACAAGCUGACCAUUGGCUGCCAGCGAGUCAACUGCCCCAUCCAGCUUCUGCGAGUCCCGUUCCGGGUCCUGUUAUUGUACGCCCUCCAGGGUUUCCAGCCGCUGCAAGAGGACGAGGUGGCUCCUUCUAAUCCCUUCCUGGACGAUGAUGAAAUCUCUAAGAAGGACUCGCAUCUCCUGGACUCCGCUGUGGAGAUUCUCAUGGCUGUGACAUCACGGAGGACAUUACAUCAGUAUAACAUCAGUAACGCACGCGGCCGGGUCGGAACGUUCUGUAUCUUUAAGUCGAUGUAUAAGAUCGGAGAAGACGUCAUCGGCACCUUCAACUUUUCCGAUGGAGAGAUUCCCUGCUUGCAGUACUCGGUGUCCCUCUCUCUCCGGUGGCGCCUGCACUUUGAAUUUGUCACUGCCCGGGAACCUGUGGAAACGCCCACCGUACCAGAGAACCAAUCAGAGGUCAUCACAUGGACGGGAGCGGAGCACAUAGACGUGGACACAUUUAGCUGGGACCUGCCCAUCAAAGUUCUGCCCACCAAUCCGUUACUGGCCUCUUACGUAUCUCCAGCCUCCUGGUCCCAUUCCAUCUGUAUCUAA